AUGUCUCAAAGCAAUGACAGUACAAUUUGCAAAGCUGAUUCAGAAUCUAGCUCUGGGAAAGCGAGGAGUAUGUCUUGUAAAAGGGAAGAUUACUUAGAGUGGAGUGAUUACUUUAUGGCUAUAGCAUUCCUAUCAGCACAGAGAAGUAAGGACCCAAGGACACAGGUUGGUGCAUGUAUUGUGAAUGAAGAAAAGAAGAUUGUUGGAAUAGGAUAUAAUGGAAUGCCAAACAAGUGUUCAGAUGACAACAUGCCGUGGGGACGGGAGGCUGACAGUAUACUAGAAACCAAACAGUUAUAUGGUAUGAAUAAGUGUUGCUCAGAGGUUUAA
Mercenaria mercenaria is the source of this 330-nucleotide messenger RNA. Its product is annotated as deoxycytidylate deaminase-like. Gene Ontology annotation, molecular function: dCMP deaminase activity. NCBI's taxonomy places the organism in Eukaryota, Metazoa, Mollusca, Bivalvia, Venerida, Veneridae. Gene Ontology annotation, cellular component: cytoplasm. Gene Ontology annotation, biological process: dTMP biosynthetic process; dUMP biosynthetic process. The coding region runs from base 1 to 330 and encodes 109 amino acids. The transcript is spliced from 3 exons. The record is from RefSeq and is a predicted model, not a curated record.